AUGAUGGAGGAAGCAUUCUUACGGGAUUCCAAGACUUUGAAGCGGGUUGCAGCGGUAUUAAAGGAAAAGUCUCACAUAUUGCAGGAUGCAGACAAAGUUGAACUUACGCGCCUAGAGCACGUCAUCUGUGAUACUUUACGGGCAAUUGAGCGUAUCUUGGAACCAAAGUCAUCUAGUAUGGAGAUAUCGAGGAUGUUAAACGAUCCCGAAUGCGCCGCCACGCCCUUGGGCAGCUUUAUUCCCAAAAAUCUUAGGCCUGGGUUUAAACGCACUUUUUUCUACAGCCCAGAGGCGCCCUACGCGCGAGCGCGUGAUAAAAGUGGCUCAUUUAGAAUCGCACCUCCUACUCCAACACAGGAUAGGGUCUUCGCGAAGCGCUCAGUUCACUCUGCUAGCAAAGACUCUCAAAUUCAACGCUCUGUUUCCAUCAACUUUCUGCUGCAGAAUUUGGCUUUAAUCGAGAACCUUCGCAACCUACAGAGGCUUGGGCAAGGCCCAUGA
Lachancea thermotolerans CBS 6340 is the source of this 501-nucleotide messenger RNA. RefSeq names its product KLTH0E03740p. The record is from RefSeq and is a predicted model, not a curated record. The transcript has a single exon. Lineage: Eukaryota; Fungi; Ascomycota; Saccharomycetes; Saccharomycetales; Saccharomycetaceae. Bases 1 to 501 code for a protein of 166 amino acids.